This is a messenger RNA of Zea mays, 655 nucleotides long. RefSeq lists its product as uncharacterized. NCBI's taxonomy places the organism in Eukaryota, Viridiplantae, Streptophyta, Magnoliopsida, Poales, Poaceae. The transcript is spliced from 7 exons. Gene Ontology annotation, biological process: transcription preinitiation complex assembly; transcription by RNA polymerase III; DNA-templated transcription initiation. Gene Ontology annotation, molecular function: TBP-class protein binding; RNA polymerase III general transcription initiation factor activity; RNA polymerase III type 3 promoter sequence-specific DNA binding. Gene Ontology annotation, cellular component: transcription preinitiation complex; transcription factor TFIIIB complex; nucleus. Bases 161 to 655 code for a protein of 164 amino acids. The record is from RefSeq and is a predicted model, not a curated record.
UGCUGUUUUUCUUCAGCUCUGCCAAGUUUUGCAACUUGCAGAACAUCCCGUUGUUCAGAAACUUGUAGAUCCCAGUCUUUUCAUCCAUCGUUUUACAAAACUUUUGCUGGGAAGAAGAAAUAAUGAUGUCUCGGACACAGCUUUACGCAUUGUAGCUAGCAUGAAGAGAGAUUGGAUGCAGACUGGGAGGAAGCCAAGCAGAUUAUGUGGUGCAGCAUUAUACAUUGCUGCACUCUCUCAUGGGUGUAAUUACACCAAGGCAGAUAUUGUCUCUGUUGUGCAUGUGUGUGAGGCCACUCUAACGAAGCGAUUGAUAGAGUUCGAAAAUACAGAUUCUGGCAGCUUAACAAUUGAAGAAUUUCUGGCAACAGCUGAUGAAUCUAAUGAAGAGCCUGUUUCAAAACAUUCGCCCAAGUCUGGAGAAAUUCUCUGCAAACACAAGGAUAAAGGUUUUGAGCAUUUUGCUCAUGGACUUUGUGAAAAAUGCUACAAUAAGUUCACUAAACUGUCGGGUGGACUAGAAGGUGGUUCUGACCCUCCAGCAUUCCAACGAGCUGAAAAGAAAAGACUUGAAGCUGCUAAAAGGGCUGAAGAAGCUGCAGCAGCUAAGGAGAAAGGUACUGUACAUAUUGGCAUGCCUCAAGUUCUUUAUUGA